UGUUUGCAGAAGACUCCAGUAAUAUCUGGAACUGAUUGAACCAUGCUACUGUCGUUCUUCAUCUCCAAUUUUCAUCCGCUGCAGAUUAGACUCAACGUCUUGUUACUAACGACCGCAAUUCAUGUGAGUCUGGGCCGUAUCAGCCUGACGCAGACGAGGGUGGGCAUUGACUCAGAGCCCACCUGGCCUGUGGCAGGAGUAGCCUCCCUGGAACUGGACUCUGACCUGGCUGGCUACUGGUUCGACUGCGGCGCCACCGGGGAACCCACGACCUCGACCAGACUCACCUGGGAGAGAGUCGGAGGCGAGCGAAACCCGUUUGACGUGGCUCGACUCCCAUCGGGGAGUAGCCGGUUGAUAGUGGGCGGGGCCCAGUUACGACAGGAGAACCUUGGGAACUACCGCUGCUGGCACAGAGACACCGGAGAAAGCUCGGUCAUCCUACUGACCAGCGAGAGUCCAGCUAUUAUUGCCGACCAGGAGACUGUCGCGGCAGUGAUAAACCAGACAGUGACCCUCUCUGUCCACAUCUCGACCUUCCUACCACCAGAGACUACCCUACACAUCACGUGGUCUUUACCAAACAGAGGAGACCUGAGUGUGAACGACACCAGCAUAGAGUAUCAGUCCACAGGGAGCAGCCUGCUCCUGACCAAUGUGACUACUGAUAAUGCCGGGGAGUACGUGUGCACAGUUGAGCAGAUCAGUAAUUCCCCCACAACUAGAUCCGCUUCUAUUCAUUUGAGACUAUUCAUUCCAGCUGCCAUAUUGGAGCAGCCAUCGCCUGUGGCUGUUGUUGAGGGCCAGAAUGCCACUCUCUCGUGCACUGCAACUGGCUCUCCAACACCAAUUAUUACCUGGAAACGAGCAGGGACUCCUCCCGAAAUUAUAGUUCCCAGUCACCGUACACUCUUUCAAAAUGCUAACAUCAGCAGCAAUGAAGAGAGAGGAGAGAUAGUGUCCAGUAGACUGGUCCUGGUGGAAGCCCGCAGUGAGGAUACUGGUGUCUAUUACUGUGUGGUCAGCAACACACUCUAUGACAUGGCAUAUUCAGUCAAUCUGAUGAGGUCAACCUCUAGUCACUGCACUCCCAUUCGACUCCCAGCAGCAUACACUACACAUAAACCUGUCAUUGAUAGCAUCACUCCUGGUAAAGGAAUCAACCUGCUGCCAGCCAAGAAAAACUCUGAAACUUUAUUUGAAGUCCCGGAAAAUUUCAUAGGGACACUCUUGACUUGUAGUGGGUAUGGCUGGCCAGCACCCAGAGUACAGUGGACCCCACUGGAUGAAUUAUCCCUCUGUGGUUUGACCAGUGAGACUAGAACACACAGCGAUGGUGUGGUGAAAGCCGAGUUGAUGCUGGACACUCCGUUUAACCGGUCGUGUGAGGUUGGAGUCAAAUGUGAGGUGGUGCUAGACAGCCUGGUCCUGGGUAGAGAGGUGGAGAAUGCCUCUUACUCAGUGUACCUCAAAGCUGGGCCAGACACCCACCAGAUACCUGUAACCGAGUUUCAGUUGAGUCUGAGACCGCGCGGGUCCCUGGUGUGCUCUCUUUGGACAGACAAAGACACAUCGCGGAUCAAAACAGACUUGGGCCAGACCCUGUCUCGCUCCGUGACCAGUGCUCCGGACACGAAAAACGAGUGCAUCGACAUUUCCUCUGUGACGUGUGACGGAGACAGAGUGUCAGUUAUUGGGACUCUCCAAGACUGUUCUACCACCGAACAUUCAGAAACUACACUCUACUCGUUUCUCGGGUGGAAGAACAGUGGUUCGCUCGUUUCUCUCAACGGGACACUCUGUGAGGUGGACCCUGACUUUCCCCUGUGUCUGACUGGGUCAGAGUGCGGGCUCCUGGGUCAGGACACUUGCAGCAGCUGCAUGGGAAUCACAGUGGGGUUGUAUGUUGUCAGUGGAGCCAUCCUCCUCUCUGCUAUGGUUCUGAUAUGUGUCAUUCUGUGCAAGUGUCACCGACGUUUCUGCUGGAACACUGACAGAAAUACUAGCCAAGAUACCAAGCCUAAUGAUUAUGAUAUGUGAAAAUUAUACCUUCUAUACGAUUUUCAUUUUCAUUUUUCAUGUUAAAACCUAUACCAAACAGUUCUGCCAACUCCAAGUAUCUAUACCCCAAAACAUAAGUGCAGCAAGUUUAUUAUGUG
Messenger RNA from Geodia barretti, 2159 nucleotides. NCBI's taxonomy places the organism in Eukaryota, Metazoa, Porifera, Demospongiae, Tetractinellida, Geodiidae. The record is from the annotation of a GenBank genome assembly.